CAUACCAGAGCUAGUACACGGCGACGGGAACAACACCGAACUGAGUCGGCAACUGCCAUAUUAACGGCCGGCUGACUUUGAAACGUUUCCUCAAUUAUCAGCGGCUUCUGCAGGAAGGUUGUCGAAGCUAAUUUAUCGAUUGAUUUGGGGAGCUUUUCUCAAAACCCUAAUUAUUCGCUGACCUCUAAGUCUCACCACCAUGGGGAAGAAGCAGCACAGUAAAGAUCGAAUGUUCAUAACGAAGACUGAAUGGGCAACUGAGUGGGGCGGUGCUAAAUCCAAAGAAAUCCGAACUCCUUUCAAACGUUUACCCUUCUAUUGCUGCGCACUUACAUUUACUCCUUUCGAAGACCCUGUAUGCACCGAAGAUGGUAGUGUGUUUGAAGUCAUGAAUAUUGUACCAUAUAUUAGAAAAUAUGGAAAGCAUCCAGUUACAGGAGCUCCUCUAAAGCAAGAGCAACUCAUUCCACUCACAUUCCACAAGAACGCGGAAGGUGAAUUCCAAUGCCCGGUCUUGAACAAGGUUUUUACAGAAUUCACGCACAUAGUUGCUGUAAAGAAUACUGGCAACGUCUUUUGCUAUGAAGCAAUUAAGGAGUUAAACAUUAAAACAAAGAACUGGAAGGAACUUCUCACCGACGAACCAUUUACUAGAGAAGACCUGAUUACUAUUCAGAACCCCAAUGCAUUGGAUACUAAGGUGCUUGUGGAUUUUGAUCAUGUUAAAAAAAGUUUGAAGGUUGAUGAUGACGAACUCAAGAAGAUGCAGUCUGAACCUUCUUACAACAUAAAUGUUACUGGAGAUAUCAAGCAAAUGCUAAAAGAGCUUGGCACCGAGAAAGCAAAGGAGAUUGCGUUGACAGGCGGGGGCGGAAGCAAGGCACAGAAUGAAAGGGCAGCUGCACUUUUUGACAUUUUAGAAGCCAGAUCACGUAUCAAAAAAGACACCAAAUCAAGUGAAAAUGGUAAACAGGCUUUCAGUAUUGUAGAUGCGGCAUCUGCAUCAGUUCAUGGAAGAAGUGCUGCUGCUGCAAAGUCUGCUUCCAGUGACAAAGCUGCUGCACGGAUUGCUUUGCACAUGGCAGGCGAAAGGGCACCUGUAAAUGCUAAACUGGUUAAGAGUCGUUUCACCACGGGUGCAGCAUCACGAUCAUUCACUUCUACAAGUUAUGAUCCUGUCACUAAAAAUGAACACGAAUAUGUCAAAGUUGAGAAAACCCCCAAAAAGAAAGGUUAUGUUCGGCUGCAGACAACACAUGGUGAUUUGAACAUUGAGCUGCACUGUGAUUUAACACCAAGAACGUGUGAGAACUUCAUCACUUUGUGUGAACGUGGUUAUUAUAAUGGACUGGCUUUUCACAGAAGCAUUCGGAAUUUCAUGAUUCAAGGUGGUGAUCCUACGGGAACUGGACGAGGUGGUGAGUCUAUAUGGGGAAAGCCAUUCAAAGAUGAAGUGAAUUCCAAGUUGUUACACUCUGGAAGGGGUGUUGUUAGCAUGGCAAACUCUGGACCACAUUCAAACGGUUCUCAGUUUUUUAUCCUCUACAAGUCUGCAAAUCAUUUAAAUUACAAACACUCGGUUUUUGGUAUGGUUGUUGGGGGUUUGACGACCCUUUCAGCAAUGGAGAAGGUCCCUGUGGAUGACAAUGACCGACCUCUGGAAGAUAUCAAGAUUAUUGAUGUAGAAGUCUAUGUCAAUCCAUAUACAGAAUCUGAUGAUGAAGAAGAUGGAGAGCCAACGGAUGAUAACAAAAUUGAGGAUGAGGACAAUGAUAAGGUUGGGUCAUGGUAUAGCAAUCCUGGGACUGGAACAGACAGUCAAGCAAUUGGGGGUGGUGUUGGGAAAUACUUGAAGACAAGGAACGCUCAAUCUGAUUCUAAUACCACCCUCCCACCACCAAUUCCUUCUUCAAAGAAGAGAAAAGUUGGGGUCUCCACAGAGUUCAAAAAUUUUUCGGGUUGGUAACUAUUGUCCAAGAGUCCGUUCGGGAGAGAAUGGCUUGCUUAGACCAGUCUAUGUUCAGCCAAAAGAUUGGUUAACUCUUGGAAAAAUGUUGACUCCAAGUUGUAUUCACUACACAAUUUGUUUCCCAGCCUUGAUGCAUGUAAAAAAAUUAGAAUGAAUAUUGAUUCUUUCUUGCCCUGGUUGUACCACCAUAUAAAGCUGAUAGCUAAAGGAAAGCAGAAUGCAUGUUUAAUGUACGCCUUAUGCUGUUAUGCAUCCUGAGUCCUGUCUGACCUAUUCGAAGGGCCAAUCAAUUUCUUUAUCCUUUUAAUAAUCCUACAAAGUUUCAUCUUCCAGGAAGUGUAAUCAAGAGUGUCAGUAACCUAUGGUGAACUUUUCUCUUGAGUCUUGAAGCACAACAUAUACAUAUUACAUUAUUUG
This is a messenger RNA of Cuscuta europaea, 2386 nucleotides long. NCBI's taxonomy places the organism in Eukaryota, Viridiplantae, Streptophyta, Magnoliopsida, Solanales, Convolvulaceae. The record is from the annotation of a GenBank genome assembly.